AUGUCCCCGCGGUGUCCCCACGGUGUCCCCGCGCUGUCCCCAGGCACAGCGGGGUGCUGUCGGCGCUGGGCCUGGCGCUGGCGGACGUGGUGCAGGAGGAGCAGGAGCCCUGUGCCCUCCCCUACGGGCCCGACUCCUUCCCCCGGCUCGACGGGCGCCUGCGGGAGCUGGAGCGGCGCUGCCGGGACGCGCUGCGGGAACAGGGGUUCGCCGAGGAACAGAUCCAGACCGAGUCCUUCCUGCAUCUGCGCUACGAGGGCACCGACUGUGCCCUGAUGUGCUCGGCCCGCGGGCACCCGGCACAUCCCGGCUCCUGCCGCGCCGGGGACUUCCUGGCCGCCUUCACCGCCCGGUCAGUGCCACCAGCUCUGUCCCGGUGCCGCCAUCCCGCUCCCAGCGCCAUG
Neopelma chrysocephalum (saffron-crested tyrant-manakin) is the source of this 404-nucleotide messenger RNA. RefSeq names its product 5-oxoprolinase-like. The record is from RefSeq and is a predicted model, not a curated record. Lineage: Eukaryota; Metazoa; Chordata; Aves; Passeriformes; Pipridae. The transcript has 2 exons. Gene Ontology annotation, cellular component: cytosol. The annotation marks the transcript as partial. Gene Ontology annotation, molecular function: 5-oxoprolinase (ATP-hydrolyzing) activity. Gene Ontology annotation, biological process: glutathione metabolic process.